AUGGCUAUCCUUUCGACGCCAUUGCAAUACAUCAAAUCUGUACCACCAGUGACGCGCCCUACACCGGUUGCCUACUUGACAUUGGUACCUGGAACAAGCCUGUUCUUUCCUUGGACAUUUGCAACCUCAGCCCUGGUCGAAAUAAGCGUCAUUGAGCUCAUUAUCUCACUUCUUGUCAUCCCCGCUUCAUUAGCUUAUUUUGAGCGCCUGUGGGGAACUGUCGAAACUCUCAAGUUUAUUAUCGUAUGCGUGACUGGACCGAAUAUCAUCGGGUGUGCCUUCAACUGGAUUGAAUUCGCUGUGACGCGUAAUGCCGAAUUGUUCUUGUAUGGCAUGGAGUAUCACGGUCAAAUGGCACUAUUUAUUAGCCUGCUUGUUUCAUUUACUCAAGUGAUCCCCGAGCACCAAGUCCAAAUUUUGGGUUUUAUCAAGGCCCGCGUCAAGAGGCUUCCUAUGGCGUACUUGACUUUUUCGACCAUAAUGACAUUGCUUGGCUUCCAAAGCCCAUAUAUUCUCAUUCAGUUUGGCUGGUUUGUGUCAUGGAUAUACCUCCGCUUCUAUAAGCGCAGUGUUAGCGACUCCCUGGGAGGGGUAGUGUCAUACGGAGACCGGAGCGAAACGUUUGCUUUGACAAGCUGGUUCCCACCGUUCCUCCACACACCGCUAUCAAUGCUAGGAAACACAGUAUACAAACUUGCAACACGUUUCCACCUUCUUCCUACUUCUUCUGGAGGGUACGGUCAGGUGCCAGGUGGAGCUCGAGCCGAAGCUGAAAGGCGACGGGCACUUGCACUGAAGGCACUUGACCAGCGACUGGCCAACUCCUCCAGUGGUUCACCAACUCAGAGCGGAAUAUCUCAAGCUCAGCCUUCAAGACCCUCACCUGCCGCGCCUGCACCAGCACAGAAUGAAAGGAAAUCUAGCCCUGUGGAGAUGGACGUAGCAGACACGUCAGGCUCUGAUGAUGGGAGAAGAUAGUGUACGGCCUAAUGAUCAUCUUCAGUAGCUUAUAUCCAUGGAGCGUCUUCAUUUUCAUUUGUCUAGCUACAUAGCAAUAGCCUCCUGGUUACGUAAUAUCCCAAGUCUGUUGACGUGUCGGACUGUUUUCCGAGUCC
This is a messenger RNA of Suillus subalutaceus, 1115 nucleotides long. RefSeq names its product eukaryotic integral membrane protein-domain-containing protein. Gene Ontology annotation, cellular component: Golgi apparatus; membrane. Lineage: Eukaryota; Fungi; Basidiomycota; Agaricomycetes; Boletales; Suillaceae. The record is from RefSeq and is a predicted model, not a curated record. The transcript is spliced from 8 exons. Bases 1 to 978 code for a protein of 325 amino acids. Gene Ontology annotation, biological process: retrograde vesicle-mediated transport, Golgi to endoplasmic reticulum.